CUAAUUCAAAGAAACAGCUGGGCAAGUUCCCUUUCUCUGUAGGAAUAAUUAUCAGCCCCCUCUCCAUGGCCCACCUGGGAGCUCAUUUUGCCUUUAGAUCCCGCUGACAGAAGACCGAUGAUGAACUCCGUCGACAUAGCAUGUCCUUUAUCCUCCACAAAGCCAUUCGCAAUGACUUCUUUCAGAGCUAUCUCUACCUGCUGGAAAAAAUUCCCCUGGUGAAAUUGUAUGCUUUAACAAGUCAAAUCAUCAAUGGUGAGAUGCAGUUCUAUGCCAGAGCUGAACUUUUCUACCAAGAAGUACCUGCUACAGAAGAGGGUAUGAUGGGAAAUUUCAUUGAACUGUCCAAGCCAGAUAUCCAGGCUUCUUGGGAAUUUCUUAGGAAAUAUGUUGGGGGCCCCGGGCGAGCUGGGACAGACUGUGCCUUGGGUUGCGGCUCUGGGAUAGGAAGGGUCAGCAAGCAUGUCUUGUUGCCGGUUUUCAACAGUGUGGAGCUGGUGGACAUGAUGGAAUCGUUCCUCCUCGAAGCCCAGAACUAUCUGCAGGUCAAUGGGGACAAGGUAGAAAGUUACCACUGUCACAGCCUGCAGGAAUUCAUGCCCCCAUUGGGCAGAUACGAUGUCAUCUGGAUUCAGUGGGUCUCUGGGCACCUGACUGAUAAAGACCUUCUUGCAUUUCUUUCCCGGUGCCGAGCUGGCCUGAAAGAAAAUGGUGUCGUCAUACUGAAGGACAACGUGGCUCGGCAGGGCUGUCUCUUUGAUCUCUCUGACAGCAGUGUGACUCGGGACAUGGACACCCUCUGGAGCCUCAUUAGGAAGAGUGGGCUGGUAGUGCUGGGCCAGGAGAAGCAGGACGGUUUUCCAGAGCAGUGCGUCCCGGUGUGGAUGUUCACGUUGCACAGUGAUGGACAUUCCUGACUGGCAGUGGAAUGCAGGGCUGGGCUGCACAGGGUGCUUUGGGGCAGAGGUCCUCUCCUCCUAGUUCAUGAGGUGAUGGAGAGAAGAGAUGCAAUGCAUGGCUGGAAAUGAUGUAGUAUGUACAAGUUUCCACUAAUUUUAUAAGGACAUGCACACACCCAAUGGAUUUUCUGGACGAUAUAUAGAGUGAAACAUCAGGAAAAUUGUUUUAAGAACUGCUUGUAUACACCCAAACUAUACAAGUGAACACAAAAACAGAAAAGAGAUCAAUGUUAAAUUCUAAACUGUCUUGGUCUGUGAAGAUUUGCAUUAUGGAGUAUCCCGGGAUGGGUGGGUUCAAGUCUAGACCCCCUUUCUCUGCCCUCAUGCUAGUUACAGUCUAUUUCAUUCCUCGUUAGGACAGCUACUUCUCUUAGA
Molecule: messenger RNA, 1334 nt
Organism: Lontra canadensis (Northern American river otter)
Lineage: Eukaryota; Metazoa; Chordata; Mammalia; Carnivora; Mustelidae
Gene: NTMT2
Product: methyltransferase like 11B
Exons: 4
Coding region: 141-917 (258 amino acids)
Biological process (GO): N-terminal protein amino acid methylation
Cellular component (GO): cytoplasm
Molecular function (GO): N-terminal protein N-methyltransferase activity
Source: RefSeq, a predicted model, not a curated record